Molecule: messenger RNA, 989 nt
Organism: Lymnaea stagnalis (great pond snail)
Lineage: Eukaryota; Metazoa; Mollusca; Gastropoda; Lymnaeidae
Source: the annotation of a GenBank genome assembly
CCCAGUGGCCAGCCGAGAGUGACGCAAGGCGGCGCCUGUGGGAGAAUCUGUGCUCGCAUUUGUUCGAGAAAUUCAAAGGGAACUUGUUCAAUGAAAUUGCAGAUGAACUUUAUGAUGGUGGUGGUAAGUUGGUGAUGUACAACUGCUUGCUUAUCACAUUAUUCUUUUAAAAAAAAGUUGUUUUUUUUAAAUGCAAGUCUGUUGUGCAUGAAGAUUUACAGUGAACUUGGACCAGUGUUUCCCAGCAUCUUUUUUACCACACCCCACUUGAGCACCUGAAAAGGGUCAGUGCCCCUGCCCACCCCAACCCUGUGCCCAAAGGGGAGGAGCUAAAAACAGAAGGGUCCAUGAUGCUGUCAGGAAGAUUGAAGUUCAUUUUACUGACUGGCCUCAAAAUUGAACGCUGUGUGAUGAAUUUAAACAAUAAUUCAAAUAUAUGAGUAUUGCGAUAAAUGGAGACAACAAGGGAGUUAGCCUAAAAAAAAGUGCAAAUGAUGAACAUAUAUUUUUGCGUAACAUUUUUAACUUUGUCUCAGAUGAUUCUUAUUUUAGUUAUAGGCUGAUUUCAGUUACUUACUUGUAUGUUUGUUUGUUUUUUGUUCUUUUGAAAAAAAGAUGUUUUGUAGCUUAACUUCUGUAUUUCCCCAGCUGACGAGGAUAUCCUGAUCCCAAUGUUCGUCGACCACGAUCAUCUCAACAGCUAUUUCCUGAAACCUAAAGGCAUCCAGGCUGCCAAAAUGGUUGUUGGCGUGAUCAAUCGCCUGAGCCCUGACAUUGUCUACUGCCCCAUGUUGUUCCCCAUGUCAUCCCUCUUUCUUCACUACAUGACGGCCGAGGCGUGCUUCAACUGCAUGCAGGCUCUCCUUGGCGCCAACAGCAAGAAGCCCAGCUUAUUCUUCCUCACCCAGACUAAGGUCAAAACCGAAGCCUCAAAGUAUGUUCUCUUGGAUCUGGCUAAAAAAUACACAGUGAGUUUUUCUUUUUGCUAA